Molecule: messenger RNA, 3735 nt
Organism: Megalobrama amblycephala (Wuchang bream)
Lineage: Eukaryota; Metazoa; Chordata; Actinopteri; Cypriniformes; Xenocyprididae
Gene: znf16l
Product: zinc finger protein 16 like
Exons: 3
Coding region: 163-1761 (532 amino acids)
Biological process (GO): regulation of transcription by RNA polymerase II
Molecular function (GO): RNA polymerase II cis-regulatory region sequence-specific DNA binding; DNA-binding transcription factor activity
Source: RefSeq, a predicted model, not a curated record
CCUUUUGCAGCUACAGGAUGGCUCUGUAGAGGGCGCUGUUUAUAUACUCAACUUCCGAAGUGAGAGGAAGUUCUUCUGGUGUUCUAUGGUGUCUGUGCAUCCUUAGUGUCCAUCACGAUCAAAACACUGUACCAUCUGCGCUGAGUGCCUGCGCUCUUCAGCAUGAGCCGAAAAAGAAACCACUGCUAUAUGGAAACAGGACCGUCUUCCGAGUCCCAGGGCGCGUUUAUGGACAACACGGGCUCCUUCAGCCGAGACGAGGAGGAUUUCUCCGAGCUCGAGCCCGACGAGCAGCUGGUGUGCUCGGUGACCGAGAUCACGGAGCACCUGGGCAGAAACAUCACGGUGGUGCUGGAGUCCGCGCUGUCCGAGAUACGCAAGCUGGUCGGCGUCCGGAUCAGAGUCCUGAAGAUGGAGCUCCGCGAGAAAACCGACGAGAUCGAGCUGCUUAAGGCCAAGCUGGAGUCGACGGAGAAAGACGGGAGGGUUUCUAACUCCAGCACCAUGGACGUCAGGAAAUCAGAGCAUCAACCGGGCCAGAAGUACAGCGUCGACCCGAAGAAAACCAAACCCGGGACGCCCGUGGUGAAGAAGGAGAACAUCAACGCCAUCUGCGAUUAUCUGAUGAAGGAUAAGAACCAGCGGGGUGCUGCUGAAGUGGAGAGCGACCACAGCAGUCAGGCCUUUGGGUCCGAACGGGACAUGCGGACCGAACCGCAGCCGCACGCGUCUCUGAGCCUGUGGACGGACAGCGGUUCCGCGGACACUGAUGCGGACACGGACAUCUUCAACAUGCUGCCGUCCGCCAGCAAGCGCAUGUAUGACUAUGAGUGGAUGGCAGGGGUCGAACUGAACUCAGAGUUUAAAGGUGAUUCUGAAGCAAAAUGCGAAGAUGUUCCUCCUGUGGAUGAGGAUGAAGAAAAUGAAGACUCUGAAGGAGGAAGAGGAAGUCUGAGGUCAGUGUCUGACCAUUUCCCUCUGGACACUCAGGGCUCUCCUCGAGAAGACAGGAGCAGCCCAGCGGAGGACAGUAUGGACCGAAUCGAGCCAGGUCAGCAGUUCUCCUCUCAAACCUUCAUUUGCCCCUUCUGUGGAACUCUUUGCCCUGACUCAUCUUUCUUGGAGGAACACGUCAAGCUCAUGCAUCACGACGAGAGUGCUCUUCAGUCACCGCCGGGGAGUUCCUCCUCUCGCGGGGAGGGCGACUCGGGCGAAGCGGGGCGAGCUCUGGGAGGCCCAGAAGGACCUGUUGGCAGGGGUGCACGGGAGAGGAAAGUGGAGGGCGGCUAUGAGUGCGGCGACUGUGGCCGUCAUUUCAACUAUCUGGGCAACUUGCGGCAGCACCAGCGUAUCCACACUGGCGAGAAGCCCUUUGUUUGCCCUGAGUGCGGAGAGCGUUUCCGCCACGCCGCGCGUCUCAAGAGCCACCGCCUCAGCCACAGCGGAGCCCAGAGCCCCUUCCCCUGCCCGCAGUGUGGUAAGGGCUUCCCAGUGCUGUCCGGACUGAAGCGCCACCAGCGUGUGCACACGGGAGAGAGCCCGUACGCCUGUCCCCAGUGCGGUCGCAGAUUCAAAGAGCUGGGCAAUUUAUACACACACAUGCGCAUUCACAGCGGCGCAACGCCCUACUCUUGCUACCAGUGUGGGCGGAGCUUCAGGCAUCUGGGCACAUACAAGAGUCAUCGCUGUAUGCCCGCUACCCAGUUACCCAGCGGACACAGUCCAGCAUGGGCGCAGGAAGACAAGGUGCAAACUGGGUGAUAGCCAGGUGACGGAUAUGUUCAAAAAGUGGUUCAUUACUUCCUCGACUGCUGGUUCAGGAUCAAUUUUAAAGUCAGAUUGGUCAAAGAAAGAUUGUGAGAAAGGUCACUAUGACAACAACAAAAAAAAAGAUCAGGUUUCAUCACGAACAAGAAGCUGACUGAAUUAGCGUAUCUUUCUCAUUUAAGUAUAACGUCAUAUUUAACAGUAAAUUGCUGCUCAUUAAAUGUUCAUUUUUGAAACAUUUUGCAAUAGUAUCUUCCAACUUCCAUACAUGAUAUUUCAAGACUUAAUCUUUUUAUUCAGACUUUUUGUAAAAAGUGUUUCAGAAUUUCUUACUGUUUAGAACUAGAUAGCCGGUCCACAAGGUCAGAUUAACUGCCUUUCAAAAACUAAUUUAACAAUAUUUUAAGUUAAUUUAAAUAAUGAUACAUUUAUAAUGAUUCAGCAUGACAUGACCUCCUCCGCCCUUUACAAAAAGUACCAUGGUAUGAGAUUGUAAUACAAUGUUACUACCUAUAUAUACACAUUGUAUUGAAUAAUUGUCAUAUUCAUGUAAUAUGUACACUGUUGUUCAAAAGUUUGGGGUCGUUAAGACUUUUAAUUUUUUUUUAAAAACUUGUGCUCACCAAGGCUACAUUGAUUUGAUAAUAAAUACAGUAACGAAAUGGUAAUGUUGUGAAAUAUUAUUACACGGUUUUAUUAUAUUUGAAUGUAAUUUAGUCCUGUGGUGAUACGUUUAUCAGUAUUCUUUGAUGAAUAGAAAACUUUAUCAGAAUUUAUUUGAAAUAGAAGUAACAAUACUGUCACUUUUGGUCAACCUAAAGGUACACUAUGUCAUUUGUUUUGGUUCAUAAUUUAUAUAAUGAGCAAGUACAUCAAGAAUCCAUCAUCCAAAACGUGUUUUGGUCUUAUCCUGAAUCACUACGGUACGCUUUUAAUAAGCGUUUAUAUUCGGACUAUUUUAGACUGCGGAGGAGUAGCCCAGUACCAGCGGGACUCGUCAUAUACGUAAACAAGAGAGAAGUAUACAAUGUUCUUCCGCAAGAGUCAUGAAGUUUUGUUUAUUAACUGCUAGAAAAGUUACAUAGUGAACCUUUUAAUACACAUUUGCUGAAUAAAUGCAUUAAUUCCUUUUUAAAAACAACUUUUGAACACUAGUGUACAAAGAAUACCAUGGUAUUUGUCCAAAAUUAAUGCAAAUCCAGUCAUUAGUAUCCAAUAGUCAAGUUAUCAUAAAUGUAUAAGAUAAUCUGCAACGUACUAAUUGCUAUUAGGGUUGACCAGCAUACAACUGACGUGACAUAAUUUUUUAAUACAAUUGAAAACUGUUUCAUUAACUCAAAAUCAUGUUAUUGACAAAUCAGGUAGUUAACAGUGUCAUUUUGAAAAGAUACAGUAUUAUAGUCUCGAGCACUUUUAAAGAGGUGCCGUUUUGAGUGCUGCCAUCGUGUGGAUGGCUUAUGGUACUGCACCGGUAUCACCUGGGCAGUCAGUGUACCUGCAUCGAAUUUCAAUUAUGUGAUCUCACUAUUAACGCGUUUUUAUUUAUAUUAGUGAAUUUGUUUAUAUAUGUCUACCUGUAUUUUAACAACUUAUACGUCUGGGAAAAUAUACUACCUGAUUGGAAAAAUAUGGCUUUAGAAAAAUUCUAAAGCAUGUUAUUCUGAAAUUAAUUUGGACACACAUAAUGAUGGAAAUGACUGAAUGAAGUACACCAAGUGUUGGAAAUGCUAGCAAUGCAUCAGAUUUUUUUCCAUAUUAGUGCUGAUCUCAAGAUAAUCCUGAAUGUUACACAUUAAAUAGCACAAAACGGUACAAUUUGUCAUUUCUCAGUUGAAUGAUCUGUACAAGGCAACCUGAACUUUAACUAAUAAAUACUCUUAAACUAUGAUUCUAGUUGUUUAUGUAUUUAUAAGCGGUUGUUGAUAUCAUGAAGUUAUCAAAGCACAUUAAAAAAACACUUGUGUAUGA